Molecule: messenger RNA, 306 nt
Organism: Podarcis lilfordi (Lilford's wall lizard)
Lineage: Eukaryota; Metazoa; Chordata; Lepidosauria; Squamata; Lacertidae
Source: the annotation of a GenBank genome assembly
AUGAAAGUAAUUAUGAGAUCACGUGCAGCUGGAUCCUCAGAAGUUGGUCCUCCUGAAUUCAGUAGGGCCUGCUCUCAGGGAAGUGUGUGUAGAACUGCAGCCUUAACUCCUACGGACCUUAAGGAGGCUGUGGAUGCCAUUAUUGUACAUGUAAUUUUGAAGAAUGGAAAGAGAAGGUACCAUGUCUGUAGGUUAUGCCAGAAUAAUUUGACCUUUGAGGGGAAAGGUUUUGAGAGGAGAGAAAGCAAAACUGACCAAACUUCAAUUUGUAUUUGUUUCUUUAAUGUGCUUGGUUUUCUAACAUAA